This is a messenger RNA of Neohortaea acidophila, 1176 nucleotides long. RefSeq lists its product as uncharacterized. The transcript has a single exon. Lineage: Eukaryota; Fungi; Ascomycota; Dothideomycetes; Mycosphaerellales; Teratosphaeriaceae. Bases 1 to 1176 code for a protein of 391 amino acids. The record is from RefSeq and is a predicted model, not a curated record.
AUGAGCGCGACAAACCUGCAGGCUCUCCUGCGCUUGUUAUCGCAAAAUGCAAAAGUGCCUCUCGCAACGGCGAUGAGCAAAGUAAAGGAGCUCCAGGCCGCCGACCUCGACUCGGCCGAGAAGAUCUCCAAGGUCAAAGUCGAUGCGCUGAACCCCAUCUUCAACGACGACAAAAUCUGCAAGCAGGUGCUGGCGGCGGCGAAGCGGUCCGCGAAGAAACGCGCGGCGGGCGACGAUGCUGGUGCCGCGCCGUCGCCCAAGAAGAAAGCGAAGAAGGGAGAUUUACUGUUCGCAGCCGAUGCCGAUGCCGCUGCAGCUGCUUCUCCAGAAGAGCUUGAAGCUGCGCUGGAAUUGCCAUCAAGCGAUGCCGAUGAAGCAGAGUUAGAGCAGACCGUGCUGUUUACUAAUCGUGCUCCGCUGGCAUUGGCGUUCGUGUUCACCUUACUGAAAUAUUCCAUGCCGACGCAGCCACUGUCGAGUAGACUGAGUCUCGCACAGGGAUAUAUCAGCAUCACAAGUCGAGCGAGAGCAGUCUACCUGGGCAUUGAGAGUGGCAAAAGUGCCGAAGAAGAAGGGUUUGGAGAAGGAACUCCUUCCGUCUUCAUUACGGGCAAGGAGAUCAAAGUGUUGAGACGAUGGGGAUAUGUGUGGAAACGGGCUGGAGAUCAGCUGCCGGUGGACGGUUCUUCGGCAGCAGAAAAGAAUAGCGAAGUGCCCGACGAGGGGGAUGAGCCACAGGUAGGAGAGGACGAGCAACCGGCACUGUGGGCUCUGGAUCUCGAAGCUCUGAAAAAAUCCAACAACCACGCGCCCAUCGUGUCUUCCGCCUCCCACCGUAGCACCGCCAACGCCGCCCUACCAAUCUACACCCCCCAGUCGGCGCGAUCGUAUCUUCUCCGAGCAUUCGACACUGCUCCCCCCUCCACCGACACCCAGAAGAAGCGAUCAGCAGCAGCCAGAAACGCAGAGAAGGAAAGCAAUCUCGGCAGACUUCUGCGUGCUCUGGACCUGCUGUACCAGUCCUGGGCAACGAUAUUGCCACCUGAAGACCUCGACAAGCGCACAUGGGGCUGGUAUGUCAAAGUCCGCCCGGACGUUGCGGACGGCGUGGCGGGGUGGGGCGGGAAGAACAGUCUGCGGCUCGCCGACAUUCUCGCAUUGAGGAGACAGGGCUGA